AUGGGUAGAAAACUGGACCUUUCUGGCUUGACUGAUGAAGAAGCAGAGCAUGUGCUCCAGGUGGUUCAGCGAGAUUUCAGCCUUCGUAAGAAAGAAGAGGAAAGGCUUAGUGAAAUGAAGCAGAAGUUGGAUGAAGAGGGUAACAAGUGCAGCAUCCUUUCCAAGCAGCAGAAGUUCAAUGAGCACUGCUGCAUUCGCUGCUGCUCUCCUUUCACAUUUCUUAUCAACAGCAAGCGACAGUGCCAGGACUGCAAGUACAACAUCUGCAAGAGCUGCAGCACUUACCAAAAGAAGGAGAAGGCUUGGAUUUGCAGUGUCUGUCAGCAAGCAAGGCUCCUAAGGACCCAGUCUCUGGAUUGGUACUAUAAUAAUGUCAAAAGCCGCUUUAAGUGUUUCGGAAGUGCCAAGGUCCUGAAGAAUUUGUACAGGAAGCAUAGACUGGAGAGUGGACUUUGUCCUGAUGCGAUAGCAGAAGAAAGCUUGUAUGAAGGAAGCUUUGAGAAUGAAGGAAGCAUUUGUGGCAGUGACUCUACCUUCUACCAACAGACAGAAGGACACAGCAUGAUGGAUACCCUUGCUGUCGCCUUACGUGUUGCAGAAGAAGCAGUGGAAGAAGCUAUUUCUAAGGCAGAGACCUACAGUGACAGCCUGGACAAGCAGAAUGAAGCUUGCUACUUGCAGGAGCACAAAGAGGACCUCAUAGAAGAGCUGGCCACAACCAUUGUGCAGAAGAUUAUAAAGAAGCAGAAAAGCAAACCUGAGCAGGCCGAGGCUGACUUGGAAUGGCAGCCGCCGUCACGGAGCAGCGGCCUGGCAUCCGGUGCUGUCUCGGACCAGAGCAUGCUGACCUUCCCAGGGAGCCGCAGGGGCUCCUACACCUUGUGGAGGUCUCAGUCUGCAUUCUCCCUGGUUAGUGAAGAUAUGGCCAGUAAAGGACAAGACCCUGCAUCAUCUGUGACUGAGGCUCUUCAGAGGAAGCAAAAGGGACAGUCCAGGAAGCAGAAGGAACACAAGCUCUCUGCUUUACCCAGCUGGAAGAGUGUAGACAGGCUAAAUGAAACAAGUGACCAAGCGCUGGAACAGGUUGCCCAGAGAUGCUGUGGAGUCCCCUUCACUGAAGAUAUUCAAGAACCUGGAUGCAAUCCUGUGCCAUGUGCAGGUCCGCCUUCUGUUUUCCAAAGCACUGAUGGAAACUGGGUGGCUUUGCAGAAUGUCACUCUGCCUCGUCCUCGAAUGCUCGCCAAACCAAAGAGUCAGGUGUUCAAAGCUUUGGAGAACGAGUCCAGCAUUGUGUCUGCCUAUGAUGAGAUGGGCUCGGACAGUGAGGAUGACUAUGACUGGAACGUGGCCUUGAACAAGCUGCGGCGGAGACCUCGACAAUUGCCAGACGACUUCUGUUACUCCAAUUCCCAGUAUGGCACUGAGUGGGUCUAUGGCAAUGAUCAAUACCAGGCAGUGACCUCCCCCUCCUCUGGGUUAUACACCAACACUGAGACACUGUUCUCUGAUUCGGAAACAUCUUCAGUAAACUCUUCCCAGGAAGCUAAAGGACCUAGCAAACUUCUCUGGUUGCAAAGCAGAACUCAAAGUGAUAUGCCCAGAAUGGAAAAGAAGCACUUCCAUGGAGAACUAGAUGUAAAUUUCAAUCCACAGGCAACUAGCUUGGAGUAUUCAGACAGCAGUGAGACUGAGGAAGUCCAUUAUGAUUUAGAAAAGAGAUCAAGAAGGUGGAAGAAGAACAAAGCCAUCUCUGAAGACUUAUGUGAAGAAAAGAAUCAGGCAAAAACCAACAAGAUGAAUUUAAGUCAGGAUUUUGACGAUUUAUCAGAAACAGAUAUAAGCAAUGAGGAUCAGCAUCAUGUCAAGCCUGAAUUUACAGAGGAUGAGCUUAAAUCCAGGUUAUUUCAGCUUGCUGCUAAAAUGAGUGACAAGGAAACAUCAUCUGGUGAAGAGCAAGAGUCAGAACCUGGAGCAGACCUGGAAAACCAGAAGGAGAGUUUGUCCUCAGAGGAAAAUGACAGAAGUAUUCAGGAAGAGUUAAAGAAGUUUACAGGUAAGAUUUUCCCUCAAGAAUUCCAGGCCCCUGAGACCUAUGGAGACUUAUCCUUGGUAGAGGAGGAUCAGGAAAAACAAAAGGCUUUUGAUCUUCAUUUAAAGCUGCAGUUUUUAUCCACUGUAUUGCAGCAGAAGUACUCUGCUGUCUCACUCUGCAACAUAUCUACAGAAGUCCUGAAAGUCAUCAAUGCCACUGAAGAACUAAUAGCAGAAUCCACCGAUCCCUGCGAUUUCCCAGAUGACAUUCAAGACAGAGGAAGAGGAACCCUCCCACUGGGCACAGAUCCUGUCAGACUCGAUGAGCAGCUCACCACACUGGAAGAAAAUGUAUAUCUGACAGCCAGCACAGUGUAUGGGCUGGAGGGGCAGCUGACCAACCUGGAAGACGCCGCACGCAAGAUCAACAGUGUUACUGAGGAAUCCGAGCUGGCUGAUCUGGAGGAUCAGGUGGCCACAGCAGCUGCCCAGGUCCACCAUGCAGAGCUUCAGAUUUCAGAUAUUGAGAGCAGAAUAUCAGCUCUCACUGUUGCAGGCUUGAACGUGGCUCCCUGUGUUCGCCUGACAAGGAAACGGGAUCAAAAGCAAACAAACCAGAUGCAUACAAUAGACACAUCAAGACAGCAGAGGAGAAAACUUCCAGCUCCACCAAUAAAAGGUGAAAAAAUAGAUGGCUCUCCAGUUACCACUGUCAGAACAUUUAACAGAAACUUCAUGCUUCAAGGAUCUCUAACACAAAGAACUAAAGAAAGGAAAAGCACUGCCAAGGACUUAAUGGAACCUGCUAUAGGAUCUGCUGUGAUGUACUAAACCUACACUUCCCUACUGCCAAUAACACACUGCCUAAGGCUGUACACUAGAGUGCCUUUUCUUAACAGCCAUUGUGUAUGUCCAGCUGAAAAUGGACCCUCAAGAACCCACAGAGCCUCAGUUAUAGGGCUUCAUUUGGAUACCUCACUGAGAAAGCUGUCCAAGUCUUCAGCAUUGUGGUCUGCUACAGGAAACUCUGCCUUAAAGUUCUCAGAGGACUCUAGACAGGAUGCUGUGUCUCAAAAGCAAGGCUCCACGUUCUAAGAUGCACUUUUUCUCCCUAUCGAUUGUAUUAAAGUAUGUCGUCUUUAAACUGCAGUAUGUUUUUGUACACUCAAUCAGUCAUAAUUACAGGCAAUUAAUCUGCCAAAGCAAACCUGUAAUCCAU
Cinclus cinclus is the source of this 3250-nucleotide messenger RNA. It is a transcript of the gene MYRIP, whose product is annotated as myosin VIIA and Rab interacting protein. Lineage: Eukaryota; Metazoa; Chordata; Aves; Passeriformes; Cinclidae. The transcript is spliced from 19 exons. Gene Ontology annotation, cellular component: cortical actin cytoskeleton. Gene Ontology annotation, biological process: intracellular protein transport. Gene Ontology annotation, molecular function: myosin binding; actin binding; small GTPase binding. The record is from RefSeq and is a predicted model, not a curated record. The coding region runs from base 1 to 2862 and encodes 953 amino acids.